This is a messenger RNA of Papilio machaon (common yellow swallowtail), 1388 nucleotides long. Its product is annotated as lipid droplet-regulating VLDL assembly factor AUP1. The transcript is spliced from 8 exons. Gene Ontology annotation, cellular component: membrane. The record is from RefSeq and is a predicted model, not a curated record. Gene Ontology annotation, molecular function: ubiquitin binding. Lineage: Eukaryota; Metazoa; Arthropoda; Insecta; Lepidoptera; Papilionidae. The coding region runs from base 159 to 1352 and encodes 397 amino acids.
UGUUGUCCAUGAUCCAAGUUUGUCGUAUUAAUAUAUUAUCAGGAUCAAGAAUUUUCUUUGAAAGAAUUUUGUAAUUUCUUCAUAAAUUUUAACUCUACAUGUUUACUGUACUUCGCCUUUAUCUUGUAAUAACUGGUCUGUGUCGUUAAAUAUACAAAAUGACAUUAACAGUCGACAAGCUAUUUAAUAAACAAAGGUUUACGGGCGAUAAUCUAUUGCAGUUUCUCUUCUAUUUACCUUUGGGGCUACUUUUAAUGACUUUAAGAAUUAUUUUGGGAUUAAUAUUAUGGAUUGCUGCAAUUAUUCUCCCUGAUAAAUCCGGUGUUCGUCAAAUGUUGUCCACACUCGCUUGCUGGACGUUUGGUGUGUAUGUCAAAUUGAAAGGCAAUAGAGAUCUGCGCUGCAGUGUGAUGGUGGCUAAUUAUGUGUCUUGUUUGGAUUCUCUUGCGGCUUCACAUGUUCUUGGAACUAUUAGCCUAAGAAAAUGGAAAGUGCCGCCAUUUUUUGCCUCAACUCUCGGUAUACGAAAUGCAUCACAAUUUAUAAGAAAGCAACACUUUGCUGAAAGUCCGAGCAAACCCAUCUUGCUGCAGCCGGAAGGAGCUCCCACUAAUGGCAGGGCCCUGCUUAAGUUCACCGACUGGCCCUUCCCCAUCGGCAACAGGGUGCAACCAAUUGCCAUAAAUGUGGAACGUCCUAUGAGUGCUGUGUGUGUGCGGGGUGGGGGUGGACUGGCUCGUCAGCUGUGUGAGGAUGCGCUGUGGUACCUCACUGCCCCCGCCACUGUGUACACGCUGAGAGCACUGCCGCCGCUGGAGAGAGGAUCUGAUGAUGAUGCUGCCUUCUCCAAGCGCAUCGCACAGACAUUAGCUGAUGCUCUACAGAUCCCGGCUACAGAGUACCGGUGGGAGGAUUUGCCGGGGGAGCGCACUGUGGGGGGUGGUGGGAGUGUUGGGGGUGGUCGGGGCUCCAGUGGGGCGGAGUCCCUGAGCCGGAUGGCCCGCAAAGUGCGAGAGGUGCUCCCUGCUGUACCCGAGCGAGAUGUGUUGCGAGACCUCGCUAAAACACAUAGCGUGGAUGUGACCAUAACCAACUUCCUGGAGGGCAUAACUCCGUACACGCCGGAGGUGAGGCCCCCAACAGCGCAGGCGCAGGCCCCGCCCCCGGCGGAGCCCCGCCCCGGGCCUUCGCGGGACCCGCCCAAGUACGUCAUCCCCGCGCCCACAGGAGUCUUCCCGAAGACUGCGAAGGAGAGACAGCUCAGCUUCCAGGAGAGGAAGGAGCAGAUGAUAGCAGAGGCCAGGAAGAAAUACAUCGAGAAACAUGGAAUUGAUGUCGCGAUAAAUUGUUGAACAAUUCGCUUGUAAUUUUACGAUAAAUAAUGUUUG